Messenger RNA from Owenia fusiformis, 369 nucleotides. The record is from the annotation of a GenBank genome assembly. Lineage: Eukaryota; Metazoa; Annelida; Polychaeta; Sabellida; Oweniidae.
GGAGGAUUGUCCUCACAGGAACACCUCUUCAGAAUAACCUCAUUGAAUACCACUGCAUGGUUAACUUCGUGAAGCCCAAUCUACUUGGAACAACCAGAGAGUUCAAGAACAGAUUUGUCAACCCAAUCAGCAAUGGACAAUGUGUUGAUUCGACACCCAGAGAUCACAAGAUUAUGAAACGCCGUGCCCACGUUCUACAUGAAAUGUUGGUUGGAUGUGUUCAGAGGAGGGACUAUUCUGCAUUGACCAAGUUCCUACCCCCGAAACAUGAGUAUGUAAUAUCUGUGAGAUUAUCUGAAGCACAAAUCAAAUUAUACGAGGAGUACCUUAGGAUCAACUUGAACACAAAUCCUGACGGCAAGAUCAUAU